Medioppia subpectinata is the source of this 2802-nucleotide messenger RNA. NCBI's taxonomy places the organism in Eukaryota, Metazoa, Arthropoda, Arachnida, Sarcoptiformes, Oppiidae. The record is from the annotation of a GenBank genome assembly.
AUAUCUGGGUUCGCCAUAUCUGGCAUAUUAUUAGCCGUAUUAGUGAUAUUCGUGGCGAUCGUACUGAUAGUGUUUCGACAACACUCUAAGCGCGUAAAACGGGAAUUGCGGGAAACCCGGAACGAGAUCGAGGAGACUCACCGUAAGCGAUUUUCCGAAGAGUUUUACCAGGAUGUGGACAACAUGUACGAUGAUGGUGGCGCCGAUGACUUUGGUAAGGCCCGUAAGUCUAUGGCCUACGAGUCUGUUGGUGAUGACUAUGAAACUUUUGCCAACGACCCGACUGGUCAGCCCCACCCCGCGCCCCGGUACCUGAUGGGCGGUCCUAGUGUGACGCAACCCAAGCAUAGGGCGCCCCAAGAGCCCGAAGACGCACCGGUAACGGGUCGGUGCUCUCGGCCCGGUCUGCCCCCUAAGGCAGAGCUUCAUCUAAGGCCACAAGGAAUGGGUCGCUUCAAUAACAAGGAGAAAGUGAUGGUUAAAUGCAAAAGCGAUGAGUUUCCGCAGCAUAAACAAGAACUUGAAUGCGUAAAUGGCCGGUGGGUGGGCGAGUCAGCACGUUGUGGCGAGCACAUAGACGCACAGGUGGUGCAUCUGGAUGUUUACGACUGUCAAUCGCCUGGCAAUCGGAUAUUACUGUUGCAGCCAAUAAACGCCUCGUGGGACACACCACCCGACAUACCCCUACGGGCCAACUCAUUUCACAUUCAACGGCUGCCCAACGAAAUCCCGGCGUCGGUCAAUGGGAGCACAUGUUAUAAAUGGGACAUCAGGUUAGACCGUAAAGUGGCCGUUGGUUUCCUACUGAUAGACAUGUGGUACCCGGCGCUAAACGAAUCGGUCCCUAUCCCACCCACAAUUACGCCCGUAGUGAGCCGGUACAGGUCGUGUAACCUGCAAAAUAAGCAAGUUCACUUUAUGAAAAGCGAUGUAGUGGUAGGUUAUUAUUAUUACUGUGAUCUGCACUCGGAGGCCGACGCCCGGGCCGAACAGCCCGACCUGUCGGACACUAUUACCCUACGCGUGAACACCUCUACUAAACACGAGAUAGGUCUGGAGGCGGUGUUUUUGGGUGGGGUGUUUACUAAAAGUGUAGGUGGUGGUGGUAAAGUAGUGCGACCAGAUUGCGGUCAGUUUACUGUGAAAAAUAUAGGUGUCGAUAUUCAGGCAGAGGCCGGCCAUUCGUAUGUCAGUUGCAAUGAUUCGUAUGUAGAUAUUAGCGCCGAUAGACUAGCCAGUGGUAAAUUUAGCCGAAUUAGUGGUAACCCAAAGCAUAUAUUUAAAUGUAACGUUAAUGGUCAGUGGGAGGGCAGUUGGCCACUCUGUUUGCCCAAACUCUAUUGUAAUAAAGAAGAAAUAUACGAUUUGAUGGAUAGUUCAGUGAUCAUCGAAGAGAUUGGAAACGUGUAUUACAUGAAUGAUACGCAAUGGUACGCAAUAAAUGACAGUUGGGUACGCUACGCGUGCUACGGUUCAGACCAUGUUAUGGCGGGUGCGUCCGGUGUGGCCAUAUCAGGCAUAGUAUUGGGUGCGUUGGCAUUGUUGAUGGCGACCACGAAUCUGGUCAGGAAAUGCCGGUAUCGCUCAUUUAGGCCGAGUGGACAGAAUGGGAAUGAAAUGUUUAUAAAUUAUGUGCCGUUGCCGACAAUUACCAAGGUGGAACAGACAGCUCAUAGCGGCGCUGUGUCUACGCACCUGCGUAUGUCUAAAGGUUUGAAGUCUGUUACCGCCGGUCAAGCGCUUAAUAAGGAUUUUAUGGAGGAUAUGGAAAGGAAGGAUAACGCGUAUAGUGUAUUAAAGGAUGACCGCUCGUCUCCCGCUUACUGGCAGGCGCAAGAAUUGGCCGAUUUGAUGUCAAUCAACAUCAUAAAUGUUUUGCCGGACGGUGUCAAACUCAAACCCGAACUCGAACCGCCGUCAAACGCCAUUUGUAGUGUUGGACAUUACCCGCAAAAGUUACCCACUUUCCACGUGAUGUGGGACACGGGAGCUAAGGGUUUUAAUAUAUUUAUUGACUGCAAUAAAUAUGGAUUCCCGCAGCACCGACAGGAGCUAAAUUGCAUACACGGCCGAUGGGUUGGUCAAACACCACGUUGUGGCAAGCUCUUAGACGCAAAGGUGACACAUCUAAAUAUAUACAACUGCGAAUCGACUAACAGGGAGUUAAUAUCGCUGCCGGUAGAUAACGAACGUGAAUCCACACUGCGCGAAGAAGAACUUCCCUACACGUUUUUCUAUACACGUUUAACACGCGAUGCUCAUAUCUUUUACAAGGGUAGCACUUGUUACAAAUGGGAUUUUCGUUUUGAUCGUAAAGUGGCCGUUGCUUUUCUACUGAUAUUCGUUUGGUACGAUUCGGUAAAUUACACCGAUUAUACUAUUACGCCUGUAGUGAGCCCAUACAGGAACUGUCGGCUCCAGUAUGUAUACUAUGACAAUAAAGCGAUGGGUUAUAAAUAUUACUGCGAUCUCGAAAUGGUAUCCAACAAAUCACUGGCUGUUAAUGGCGGUCUAUCUGAUAAUAUUACGAUCUCCCGACGAUAUAAACGAGAAUUGUGUGAAACGCGUAAACGGAUUGAAGAAACACAACCUAAACGUUUAAGCCGUGAAUUAUAUGACGAUACUAUUGGUGUCGACGAUCCGGGAGCCGACAUCUAUGAUAGCGUCCAUAUCCAUGAGACGAUUGACUCUGACUACAGUGAGAUGACCGCUAAUAGGGAUGAAAAUCAUUCCUACCUUAGCGUCCGGUAUACUGUUGCUGAUCGGGAAAACGCCUAUUUAAAUAUGAAACCAAGUGGAUAA